AUGAAAACCGAACAAGAAGCAAGUGAUCGUACUGCACGCUGUUUUAAUCGAUUGCAAGCAGUAUUGAGGCGUGAUGGUAGUAUACCGGAAAUUGGCUUGCCUGUGCAAGCCAUUGGGGGAUUUCUAGCACGUUUAGCAAGUUUAGACUCUAAUAAUCGCUUCGAUACAAUAUGCGUUGGAGCUGGCGAACGUGAAGGUCGUAUUCUAUCGCCACUAGUUCAACAGCUACAUUACGGUUUAGCGCAUGGAAUCGGCAGAUCUGGGAAUUUAACCGAGCGUCAACCAAAAGCCAUUGGUUCGUCCAUUCUUUCAGAAAUUGCCAAUAAGCUUGCCUUGGAUGCUAUUCGUUGUCUUGGGAUACCAAGUACGAAAGCAGCCAUGGUAGUACCUGUUGCAACCGGUAUGGCACUUUCGCUAUGUUUGAGUGCAUGGCGACACACGAAACGUCGCGCCAAAUUUGUGGUUUUUCUACGUAUUGAUCAAAAAUCAUGCUUCAAAUCCAUUUUUACCGCUGGCUUUGAACCGAUUAUAAUUGAUGGUAUCCAAGAAACUGUGAUAAGUGAUGGGCUGAUUACGGAUCUUACUGCUUUGAAAAUUGUUUUGGAGAAACAAAAGGAUGAAAUUAUCGCCGUGCUAAGCACCACUUCCUGUUUUGCUCCUCGUCAGCCAGAUAAUUUAAUUGCUAUCGGUGAAUUAUGUACCAAAUAUGGUGUAAAACAUUUGGUAAAUAAUGCUUACGGUUUACAAUCACCAGAAUGUCGAAAUCGGAUCGAAGAAGCCGGUUCAGUAGGAUAUAUCGAUGCUUUUAUACAGUCAACGGAUAAAAAUUUCUUAGUACCAGUAGGUGGUUCUAUCGUGGCAACAUUUGAUAAAAAAUCCUUGGAUAUGAUAGCUAAUUUCUAUCCUGGACGAGCCUCCAUAGUACCAUCGCGUGAUUUGUUGAUUACGUUGUUGCAGUUAGGUAAAACUGGGCUAAAAGAGCUUUAUAACACGCAGCAAACGAAUUUCCAAGUCUUGCAUGCAACAAUGCAGGAAUAUGCUGAAACUAUUGGACAGAAGGUCAUGGAAGUUAAAAUGAAUCGGAUUUCCUUAGCAGUCACUUUGAAGGGUUGGACAAGCCAACAACAAAAUGCUUUCGGUGCUCAGUUGUUUAGUCGCGGUGUUACCGGUGCUCGAACGAUACCAAAUGGUUUGUUAAGAACAAUUGACGGCUAUGAAUUCCUCAAUUUCGGCUCACAUUCAUCACGACAACAUGACGGUUACUUGAAUGUUGCUUGUGCAAUCGGUAUGACAACGCAAGAAAUCGAAGAAUUAGUGAAGGUACUCAAAGAGGAAACUCCAAAAUGGGCCUUUUCCUCAUCUAUUAAUGCUAAAGAUAGGAGUUCUCACAGCAUUACCAUCCGCAGAAGAUAUACAAGCAAAUGA
Messenger RNA from Brugia pahangi, 1425 nucleotides. The record is from the annotation of a GenBank genome assembly. NCBI's taxonomy places the organism in Eukaryota, Metazoa, Nematoda, Chromadorea, Rhabditida, Onchocercidae.